AUGGGCAGUGCUGGUCGUCGACAGACCAUGCUACAUCAGAAUCGAACUGCGUUUGAGGAUGCAAUACUGACUAACCUGGAGAAACCCAGCCAUCCCAAGGGCCUUGAGUGGACAGUGGUGGAACCAUCCAGUAACCCCUCAACCCCUGAUCGGACACUGCCCGUCUACUUGUCCUACUUUGACAUGCUGCUAACUGAAGACUGUGCGUGGCUAUCUAAGGGGUUGGUGGAGCAUCCAGAAAUGGACCACAGCUUGAAGACAGAGCAACACAAAGAGCCAGAACAAUGUCCCAUAGUGGACAGUCAGGAGCUUUGUGUGACCACAGAGCUGGACUAUCAGAACGGUGUCCACAUAGAAGAACGAUCCCUAGAACAGGUUCAGACGAUGGUGGUUGGGGAAGUUCUCAAGGAGAUAGAAACAGCCUGUAAGCUACUAAACAUUUCAUCAGACCCAAUGGAGUGGAGUGUAGGAAAUGUCCAGAAAUGGAUUUUAUGGACUGAGCAUCAGUACCGACUGCCACAGAUUGGAAAAUCCUUCCAAGAUCUCAGUGGGAAGGAACUUUGCUCCAUGUCAGAAGAGGAGUUCAGGCAGAGGUCUCCGAUGUGCGGUGAUAUUUUAUAUGCACACCUAGACAUCUGGAAAUCUGCUGCUUGGAUGAAAGAGAAGUCAUCUCCUGGAGAUAACAGAUAUAAUGGCCGUGAUGAGAGAUGGAUAGAUACAGAGGCCGAUUCCUCCUGCUCAGGGCAACCUAUCCACCUGUGGCAAUUUCUGAAGGAACUCUUGCUGAAACCCCACAACUAUGGUCGAUUUAUCCGCUGGCUGAACAAAGAGAAAGGUAUAUUUAAGAUAGAAGACUCUGCACAAGUUGCAAGAUUAUGGGGAAUCCGGAAGAACCGACCUGCAAUGAACUAUGACAAGCUAAGCCGUUCUAUCCGGCAAUAUUACAAAAAAGGGAUCAUCCGGAAGCCUGAUGUUUCACAGCGUUUGGUUUACCAGUUUGUACACCCCGUAUGA
Messenger RNA from Hypanus sabinus (Atlantic stingray), 1014 nucleotides. Its product is annotated as SAM pointed domain-containing Ets transcription factor. Gene Ontology annotation, molecular function: sequence-specific DNA binding; DNA-binding transcription factor activity, RNA polymerase II-specific. The coding region runs from base 1 to 1014 and encodes 337 amino acids. The transcript has 5 exons. Lineage: Eukaryota; Metazoa; Chordata; Chondrichthyes; Myliobatiformes; Dasyatidae. Gene Ontology annotation, cellular component: nucleus. Gene Ontology annotation, biological process: regulation of transcription by RNA polymerase II; cell differentiation. The record is from RefSeq and is a predicted model, not a curated record.